Neohortaea acidophila is the source of this 1071-nucleotide messenger RNA. RefSeq lists its product as uncharacterized. Gene Ontology annotation, biological process: sulfate assimilation; phosphatidylinositol phosphate biosynthetic process. The transcript has a single exon. NCBI's taxonomy places the organism in Eukaryota, Fungi, Ascomycota, Dothideomycetes, Mycosphaerellales, Teratosphaeriaceae. Gene Ontology annotation, molecular function: 3'(2'),5'-bisphosphate nucleotidase activity. The record is from RefSeq and is a predicted model, not a curated record. Bases 1 to 1071 code for a protein of 356 amino acids.
AUGUCUUCCCCCGACUACGCCCAAGAGCUGCGGAUAGCGCUCCUCGCCGUCCAGCGCGCCACGCUCCUCACCAAAACCGUCUUCCACAACAACGCCAAAGGCACGCUCGAUAAAGCCGACGCCUCGCCCGUCACCAUCGGCGAUUUCGGCGCCCAAGCCCUCAUCAUCUCCGCCCUGCAACACAACUUUCCCAACGACGAGAUCGUCGCUGAGGAGGAAGCGAAGGAUCUGCGGGAGAACGAGCGCGUGCGAGCUACAGUUUGGGAGCUGGUGAAGAACACCAAACUCAGCGAUGCAGCGGGGGAGAAGGAGCUCGGGGGCGCCAUCCAAUCCCCCGAAGCCAUGCUCGACAUCAUCGACAAGGGCGACAGCAAGGGGGGCCGCAGCGGUAGAAUAUGGGCCAUUGACCCCAUCGACGGCACAAAGGGCUUCCUUCGCGGCGGCCAAUACGCCGUCUGCCUGGCCCUCAUGGUCGACGGCGAUGUCAAGGUCGGAGUGCUGGGCUGCCCCAACCUGCCUGUCAACGACUCCGAGCCUUUGACAGAGGAUAUUGGCGCCGACGCCACCGACGCAGAAGGCAAAGGCGUGCUCUUCAGCGCCAUCCUCGGCCAAGGAGCGGCCAGCCGACCGCUGCAGAAAGGCGCGCUCGCCGACCCGAGCAAGAUCACAAUGAAACCCAUCACCAACAUCUCCGACGCCACGUUCUGCGAAUCUGUCGAAGCCGGCCACAGCUCGCAGGGUGAUGCUGCGGCCAUUGCCAAGAAACUAGGCAUCACGAAGAACUCGGUGCGCAUGGACAGCCAGGCGAAGUACGGCAGCAUUGCACGCGGCGCGGGGGAUUUAUACCUGCGCCUGCCGACGAGCAAGUCGUACGUGGAGAAGAUUUGGGACCACGCGGCGGGUGAUCUGAUUGUGAGGGAGGCGGGAGGCCAAGUGACGGAUGCAGAGAACAAGCGAUUGGACUUCAGCCAGGGGAGGCGGUUGGAGGUGAACAAGGGCGUGGUGGCCGCGCCAAAGGACGUGCACCCGCAUGUCAUUGAAGCGGUGAUGAGUGUUCUUGGCAGUAAAUAG